Molecule: messenger RNA, 1833 nt
Organism: Penicillium longicatenatum
Lineage: Eukaryota; Fungi; Ascomycota; Eurotiomycetes; Eurotiales; Aspergillaceae
Exons: 5
Coding region: 1-1833 (610 amino acids)
Molecular function (GO): RNA binding
Source: RefSeq, a predicted model, not a curated record
AUGACUGUCCAGGUCGUGGCGCCUGGUUUCGAAAAUAAAUAUCCUCGUCGUGGGGAUCGCCUGCAAGAGGAGCCAACAGCCAAAAAUGCCCAGGGCUUAUUCCCUCCAGAUGCUUGUAUCUUUGUUGGCAAUCUUUCCACGAAGGUUGCAGCAGAGGAAAUGACUGAGGACCUGAAGACGGCAUUUGCCGUCUAUGGCCCAUGUCAUGUUAAGAUUAAGCAGGAUAAGAAGAAAGGCCUCCCGGGUGCAUUUGUGCAGUUUGAGAAAGUGGAACAUGCCAAUGCAGCACUAGAUCCCAAUGAACGUAUUGCUCUCCAUGACCGGUGGUUGCGAAUCGAAAGAGCUAAAGGAAGACGGGAAGGAACCGCUUGUCUUGGUCUCCGCUCGGGUGCCCCCAUCACGACCGAAGAUGUUUCCUCUGCGCUGGCAGACCGAGGCCACUUGGAGGUCUACUGCAUCGAAUCAUACCCCACGGGACCUCAAACAUGGACUUUUAUCUGUAAAGUCACAUUUGCCUACGUCGACGAUUGCAGAGACGCGAUCAAGUACUUCCAGAAAGACCCCAAGUACUACCUGAGUCUCCUCGACAUGGAGGGCAGCCCUCUCAUUCCAAACGGAGGUCGUAGUCUUCCUCUUCGUACCAGACCCCCCGGCUCAUCUCAACCAGGGCGUAACAACAAUCACAACGGCCACCCACGGUACAACAAACCAUACCGUAACGGAGCCAACAGGGGUGGCUAUCGUGGAUUCUCCAAAUAUCAUAAUCCACCGUAUCAGCCAGAGAACCUACCUCCAACUCAUCCCCAUGGUGAAUUGCCUCCAUCGCAUUUUCGUGGUGGCUUCCCUGGUCCACAUUACUGGGUCAAUGGCCUGCCAUACAACAACGAACCACAUCCAUCAUUCUAUCAUCCACCACCUUACCGCCCAAAUGAUGGCUUUGGUAACCAUCCAUUCAUUGUCAAUAGCCAGCCGAGAUAUGAUCACCCACAACUCCUUCCAUCUCCAGACGUUUAUAACCCCGGCAUUCCUGGCGGGCCGUUGAUUAUCAACGGCCAGCCACAGUAUGGCGGCAAUAGCCCGGCGGUCUAUCACGAGUUCUUCACGCCAGACAGUGGAUUUUUGAGCCCACCAACUAGUAUUACGAGCCAUCCCGGUGACUACUUCACUCCACAGCCCUUUACUGAGCCCGAGCCCUACCCGACCCACCGGAGAUAUCUAAACCCGCCCAAUGUUCAAGUUAAAGUGACAAUGCCACCGAACAUGGUUGAAAGGACCGGAAAAAAGAUCAUCGAGGAUGAAGGAAUAAUAAGGUUGCUCGAGCCCGAGAAGCCGGAGAAAGCGCCAAAGCUCAUCCGCGUCUAUGAAUCCGAUUCGGAGUACAAUGACGAAGAAGAGCAUCACAAAUGUCCCACACCAAAAAUCGAGCUUGCGGAUACAAACCACCUGAUUCCAGUCCUCAAUCCAGUCAAAGAAGAGUAUGAGGAAUUGGACGUUGAGGAAGGACAUGAAACACAGACUACAGAGCCAACCUCCAACUCGGGGCCUCCAUCCGAAGAUCAAGUUUCGACACCCAGCCAUGCAAGUUCGCGCUCUCGAUCUUGUUCUCCCCCUUCUCGUAUUGCCUUCCACGUGCGAUCCCAGAUGGCUGAACUAGACUCAGACCUGGAUGAAGCCGCGAUACAAGAGGUGAUUCUGUCACUGACGAGAGAGCUAAAAUUGGAGAAGCAAAAGCAGGAGGCAGAGAAGACCAAGGAAAAAAUGCUCAUUGACCGUGGGUCCAGCACUUCACGAAGCUGUUCGUUGACAAGAUCUUGUUUGUCAAAGAUCAUCUGA